ACGGAAGAAGAAGUCGUCAUCUUACUGUCAUGUGUUCCUGUGUGAUUGAGUCUUGUGAAUCGGGCAGAAAUGACAAACGAGGCGGACAGCCAGUGUGACUUUUACAUGUGCAGCUGCUUCACCUCCGAUCACAUCUUCCUGCAGGACUUCAGACUCCAUGUUCGCUUCGUGUCAGAGCAGCAGUUCACUCUGGACUAUCAGACUCUGCUCCGGAGACUUGGCUGCGUCACAGACCAACAGUUUGCGGAUGUGCUCAAAGAGAUUUCACAGGAAGUCGACCGGCGAAGGCGUCUCAGUGUGGUUUCUGCCGAGAGAGCUGCUGUCAUAAAAGACAUUUACCAGCCGCUCCAUCCUCAUGUCUACCAGCUGCGGGAGUCCUACCUCACUCAGAGGUUCAAGCAGAUUGUCGAGUACUGUCGAAGCAGCGGCGCCAGUGAACGAGGUCUCUUAGACGUGUUGGACGGAGAGGCAGCUCCGAGGGUGUAUCGUUUCCCUGUGUUUGAGAAAAGCUUCUGUGAGGAGCUGUUGGAGGAGCUGGAGCACUUUGAGCAGUCUGCAGCACCCAAAGGACGACCCAACACCAUGAACCACUAUGGGAUCCUCCUGAAUGAACUGGGCUUUGACGAGAACUUCUUCACGCCUCUCCGUGAGCAGUACCUACAUUCACUCACCUCCCUGCUGUACCCAGACUGCGGGGGGCGCUGUCUGGACAGCCACAAGGCCUUUGUGGUCAAAUAUGACAUGAAUGAGGACCUAGACCUGAGCUACCACUAUGACAACGCAGAGGUCACCCUCAACGUUUCCCUGGGGAAGGACUUCACUGAGGGAAACCUUUAUUUUGGCAACAUGAGACAGGUUUCCUUAAGUGAGACAGAGUGUUCAGAGGUUGAACAUAGGGUGGCCGAGGGCCUCCUCCACCGUGGCCAACAUAUGCACGGUGCCCUGCCCAUCUCCUCCGGCCAGCGCUGGAACCUCAUCCUCUGGAUGAGAGCGUCACAGGAACGCAACAAGCUGUGUCCCAUGUGCAACAGGAAGCCCACCAUGGUGGAAGGAGAGGGCUUCGCUGACGGGUUCACCAAACACUCAGACCCCCUGCCGAACGUUUCCUGUGUGCUGACAUAACAUAUCCAGCUUUAUUAAAGGCUCUGUUUGUAGGCUCUGAAAUUUGACAAUAAGAAAAUGCAGCAGACAGUAUCCAUGCUGCCUCCUCCCACAGGUUCCUGCCAGUCUGCUGACACAGUAACAUCACAGUGACUAAUAUGCUGUGUUUGUUUGUUGUAAAGUUUACAAGACUACACUGGGUGACUGGAGAAAGCCAUUAAUGCUAAAGACAGGUGUUGACCUUAUUCCAAAUUGGAAUGAUUCAUAUUUAUUAAUUUUACUAUAAAAAAUAGUCAUGUAAUAUAAUUCAAGGCUAACGGCUUCAAUCUAUUGUCCCAUUUUGUAGAAUGUAUAUUUACGACUUUACUGUCUCAAAUGUUAGUCCAAUAAUAUAUUUGAAGAAAAUCCCUUGUAUUUUAAUGCACAAUGAGUUUAUGUGCCAAAGAUUAUUAAAAUAAUGUGUAAUUCAAGAUUAAAACUUCA
Limanda limanda (common dab) is the source of this 1584-nucleotide messenger RNA. It is a transcript of the gene ogfod2, whose product is annotated as 2-oxoglutarate and iron-dependent oxygenase domain containing 2. The transcript has 7 exons. Bases 70 to 1122 code for a protein of 350 amino acids. NCBI's taxonomy places the organism in Eukaryota, Metazoa, Chordata, Actinopteri, Pleuronectiformes, Pleuronectidae. The record is from RefSeq and is a predicted model, not a curated record. Gene Ontology annotation, molecular function: iron ion binding; oxidoreductase activity, acting on paired donors, with incorporation or reduction of molecular oxygen; L-ascorbic acid binding.